Messenger RNA from Carassius gibelio (silver crucian carp), 4061 nucleotides. Its product is annotated as unconventional myosin-If. The record is from RefSeq and is a predicted model, not a curated record. Bases 257 to 3550 code for a protein of 1097 amino acids. The transcript is spliced from 29 exons. Gene Ontology annotation, molecular function: actin filament binding; ATP binding; microfilament motor activity. Lineage: Eukaryota; Metazoa; Chordata; Actinopteri; Cypriniformes; Cyprinidae. Gene Ontology annotation, biological process: vesicle transport along actin filament; actin filament organization. Gene Ontology annotation, cellular component: cytoplasm; plasma membrane; actin cytoskeleton.
GUGUGUUCAGUUUUGGUGCUUUGCAGGAUGACUGUAUCAUUUCUGCAUUUCGUGCAGUUUGUUGCCAUCCAAUCAACAGGAGGGGCUGCAUCCUGUCACACCUCAGAGUAACGGCUGACUUUGAACCUGUGAGACAUAGGUUUUGUGUGAUCAUGAGGAAGUUUGCUGGUCAUGGCAGGGUGCUGAGAAACAUUUGGACUGUCACUCUCAUCAAAAGAAGAACUACAAACGAGGAGAAACCAACAGUACCGGCAUAAUGGGCAGUAAGUAUCACUGGCAGAGCCAGAAUGUCAAGCAGAGUGGUGUUGAUGACAUGGUGCUUCUCUCCAAGAUCACUGAAGAUGCCAUCGUGGAAAAUCUCAAAAAGAGAUUUAUGGACGACUACAUCUUUACCUAUAUAGGGUCUGUCUUGAUAUCGGUGAAUCCCUUCAAACAGAUGCCGUACUUCACUGACCGUGAGAUUGAGCUCUACCAGGGAGCUGCCCAAUAUGAGAACCCACCGCACAUUUAUGCUUUGACAGACAACAUGUACAGGAACAUGAUGAUUGACAGUGAGAAUCAGUGUGUCAUUAUCAGUGGAGAAAGUGGAGCAGGAAAAACAGUUGCUGCUAAAUACAUUAUGGGCUACAUCUCUAAAGUAUCAGGAGGAGGAGCUAAAGUACAGCAUGUGAAGGAAAUUAUCCUGCAGUCGAACCCUCUGCUGGAAGCCUUUGGCAAUGCGAAGACAGUCCGCAACAACAAUUCAAGUCGCUUUGGCAAAUACUUUGAGAUCCAGUUUAGUCGAGGAGGAGAGCCAGACGGAGGGAAGAUCUCCAACUUCUUGCUGGAAAAAUCAAGAGUCGUGAGCCAGAAUGAAAGUGAAAGGAACUUUCACAUCUUUUACCAGCUAAUAGAUGGUUGCACGCCUCAGCAGAGGGAAGAAUUGGGAAUUAUGACUCCAGAUUACUACUUCUACCUGAACCAGUCUGGAACAUAUAAGGUGGAUGGAACUAAUGACAGCAAGGACUUCCAAGAAACCAUGGAAGCCAUGCAGGUGAUUGGCAUACCAGAGAUGUUUCAGAGGCAGGCGCUGCAGAUUGUAGCUGGCAUCUUACAUCUGGGUGCCGUCAAUUUCAUUGAGGCGGGAAACUACGCGCAGGUGGAGAGCACGGACUUACUGGCGUUCCCUGCGUACUUGCUGGGCAUCGACCAAAACCGUCUACAGGAGAAACUCACUAGCAGGAAAAUGGACUCCAAGUGGGGUGGUAAAUCUGAAUCCAUUGAUGUGACUCUGAACAGAGAACAAGCAUGCUACACACGUGACGCUCUCUCCAAAGCACUUUACGCCCGUCUGUUUGACUACCUUGUUGAGGCAAUAAAUAAAGCCAUGCAGAAACCCAUUGAGGAGCUCAGUAUUGGUGUUCUGGAUAUUUAUGGAUUUGAAAUUUUCCAGAGGAAUGGUUUUGAGCAGUUCUGUAUCAACUUUGUGAAUGAAAAGCUGCAGCAGAUCUUUAUUGAGCUGACACUGAAAGCAGAACAGGAAGAGUAUGUACAGGAGGGCAUUAAAUGGACACCCAUAGAAUACUUUAACAACAAAGUUGUGUGUGACUUAAUAGAAAAUAAACUGAAUCCUCCCGGCAUCAUGAGCGUGCUGGAUGAUGUUUGCGCCACCAUGCACGCCAAAGGAGAUGGAGCUGAUAUGACUCUGCUUCAGAAGCUACAGGCUGCGGUGGGGACGCACGAACACUUCAACAACUGGAACUCUGGUUUCGUCAUUCACCACUAUGCUGGCAAGGUGUCGUAUGACAUCAGCGGAUUCUGUGAGCGAAACAGAGAUGUGCUUUUUCCUGAUCUCAUAGAAUUGAUGCAAAGCAGCCAAUAUGACUUCAUCCAGAGCCUCUUCCCAGAAAACCUCAACACGGAUAAGAAAGGUAGACCAACCACCGCUAGCUCGAAGAUCAAAAGACAGGCCAAUGAGCUGGUUAGCACACUGAUGAAGUGCACACCGCACUACAUCCGCUGCAUCAAACCCAACGAGACCAAGAGGCCCAAAGACUGGGAGGAGAGCAGAGUGAAACAUCAGGUGGAAUAUCUUGGCUUGAGGGAAAAUAUUAGGGUACGACGAGCCGGCUUUGCUUAUCGUAGAAUCUUCCAGAAGUUUUUACAGAGGUAUGCCAUUCUUACAGCAGAGACGUGGCCUAAUUGGCGUGGUCCGGAACAGCAGGGCGUUUUGCACCUCUUGCGUUCUGUAAACAUGGACACAGAUCAGUACCAAAUGGGACGCACCAAAGUCUUCGUCAAGAAUCCAGAGUCGCUAUUUUUGCUGGAGGAGAUGCGAGAGAGGAAGUUCGACACAUUUGCCAGGACCAUCCAGAAGGCGUGGAGGAAAUUCAUCGCCAGGAAGAAAUAUGAACAGAUGCGGGAGGAGGCCUCUGAUAUACUGUAUAACUUUAAAGAACGACGUAAGAAUAGUAUAAACAGGAACUUUGUUGGCGAUUACCUGGGAAUGGAAGAGAGGCCUGAACUCCGGCAGUUCAUGCUCAAGAGAGAGCGAGUUGACUUUGCAGACUCAGUCAACAAGUUUGACCGUAGGUUCAAGUCUAUAAAGAGGGAUCUGAUACUUACACCGAAAUCCAUCUACCUAAUCGGUCGGGAAAAGGUAAAGAAAGGACCAGAGAAAGGCUUGAUAAAGGAAGUUCUGAAAAGAAAGCUUGACAUUAAAAGUGUCCAUUCGAUCUCUUUGAGCACAAGGCAAGAUGACUUCUUCAUCCUUCACGAGAGUGAGUAUGACAGUCUGCUGGAGUCCACAUUUAAGACUGAGUUCCUCAGUCUGCUGUGCAAACGUUAUGAGGAGCAGACCCAAAGCAAACUCACACUGUCCUUCAACGACAGGCUGGAGUUCCGUGUGAAGAAGGAGGGCUGGGGAGGAGGCAGCUCACGUGUGGUGGUUUUCCAGAGGGGACAGACCGAUGUAGCCGUCAUCAAACCUGGAGGAAAGACCCUUACUAUCACUAUAGGAGAUGGACUACCAAAGACAUCCAAGCCAACAAGGAAAGGCAUGCCACAGAGUCAAGGAGGGAGAAACCAGCCACGGCACAGAGGGGGCCAUCAGAACGGGGCUGCACAGUUUGCCCGGGGUGGUGCACAACAGCAGCAUCCCUCACAGAAGGAAGCGACGUACUCCAUGCCAGUGAGGAACCCUCCACCUAGCAACGCUCUUCCUAAACUGGGAUCGCAGAAGAAUCGAAGAGGCUCCAGGCCAGCCCAGAAUCAGUCCACGAACCUCGACUUCCUCAAUGUGCCUGAUCAGGGCAUGUCAGGAAUGCAGCGGAAAAGGAGCAUCAGUCAACGCCCUCCACCGGCCCCCUCUAGCCGUCCCAAACCUCAGCCCCGACCACAGGGCCCUCGUUGCAGAGCGCUUUACCAGUAUUUUGGCCAAGAUGUGGAUGAAAUUAGUUUUGAUGUCAAUGACGUCAUAGACCUUCUCAGUGAAGAUCCAUCGGGGUGGUGGCGAGGGCGGAUUCAUGGGAAGGAGGGUCUCUUUCCUGGAAACUAUGUGGAGAAGAUCUGACCUCUGCAUGUUAGCGAGGUCACACUGAUGCACCUGCACCCUGACCUUUGACGUCUAACCUCCUCUAGAUCAUGGAAUCCUUUAGGCUCUGGGAAUUUGGACUCAAGCCAGUGACAAGAUCAGUAGGAUUUUUUGCAGAAUUUUAUGACUUGUUUUUUUUUGUUUUUUCUUUUGUUUACAAAGACUCUGCACUGUCCACAAAUGACCACUUGGCUGUGCUGUUGUGCAGUUUGAAAGAUUUUUGAGAAUGGUUUCUUUUUUUCAAAGGGAAGAACAACAAUCAAAGCCUUUUCCUCAAUUUUUAUGUCCGAUUUCCUGAAAUUUUCUGUAAUAUGUAAAAAUAUUUUCUAUGGAUCAUUUUUUUUUAUUCCAUUUUAUUUCUCGUCAUCUGUGUAAAAUCUCCAUUCAAAUCUUUAUAGAAAGUAUAAAUUGAUGUCUGAUAUUAGCAGUAUUAAAGAAAGCUUUGUUUUACAUGUUCAGUGCUGCACUAUAUUAAAUUUUAAAUGAAAAA